This is a messenger RNA of Rhincodon typus (whale shark), 2760 nucleotides long. Its product is annotated as glutamate receptor ionotropic, kainate 1. The coding region runs from base 1 to 2760 and encodes 919 amino acids. Gene Ontology annotation, molecular function: kainate selective glutamate receptor activity; transmitter-gated monoatomic ion channel activity involved in regulation of postsynaptic membrane potential. Gene Ontology annotation, cellular component: plasma membrane; postsynaptic membrane; presynaptic membrane. The record is from RefSeq and is a predicted model, not a curated record. The transcript is spliced from 17 exons. Gene Ontology annotation, biological process: modulation of chemical synaptic transmission; monoatomic ion transport; synaptic transmission, glutamatergic. Lineage: Eukaryota; Metazoa; Chordata; Chondrichthyes; Orectolobiformes; Rhincodontidae.
AUGACCAUGCGUUGCGGUGCGAAUGUGUUCUUUCGGGAGACAAAAGCUGCACUUUGCUUCCUGCUGUCCAUCCUUGUAAUUCCCUCGCAGAGCUCUCAACAAGUCCUCCGAAUCGGAGGUAUUUUUGAAACUACUGAAAAUGAGCCUAUUAGCAUUGAAGAGAUGGCCUUCAAAUUUGCAAUCAAUAAUAUAAACAGAAAUAGGACAUUAAUGCCUAAUACCACCCUGACAUAUGAUGUACAAAGAAUCAAUCUUUAUGACAGCUUUGAAGCUUCCAGGAGGGCUUGCGAUCAGCUUACACUUGGAGUAGCGGCUGUAUUUGGACCAUCUCACAGUUCUUCUAUAAGUGCAGUACAAUCUAUCUGUAAUGCAAUGGAAGUUCCACACGUUCAGACCCGUUGGAAACAUCGAAUUGUGGAUCAGAAGGAAUCAUUCUACGUUAAUCUCUAUCCAGAAUAUACAUCUAUCAGUCGAGCCAUCUUGGACCUGGUGCAGUACUACAAGUGGAAGACAAUCACUGUAGUUUAUGAAGAUAGUACAGGUCUCAUACGUUUACAAGAAUUAAUGAAAGCCCCCUCCAGAUAUAAUAUUAAAGUUAAAAUUCGUCAGUUGCCAUCAGGCAAUAGAGAUGCUAAACCUCUUCUGAAGCAGAUGAAAAGGGGGAAGGAGUUCUUUGUGAUAUUUGACUGUACAUAUGCUACUGCUGCCCAAAUAUUGAAACAGAUCCUCUCAAUGGGAAUGAUGACUGAGUAUUACCAUUAUUUUUUCACUACGCUGGAUCUGUUUGCAUUGAACCUGGAACCUUAUCGGUACAGUGGUGUCAACAUGACAGGGUUUCGCCUUCUAAAUAUGGAUAACCCACGUGUUGCAUCCAUUACUGAGAAAUGGGCUAUGGAACAACUUCAAGCACCACCAAAACCAGAUUCAGGAAUCCUGGGUGGGAUGAUUACAACAGAUGCAGCCCUGAUGUACGAUGCAGUGUACGUCGUAUCUCUAGCUUUUCGGAAGGCAUUUCAAAUGACAGUCAGCUCUUUACAGUGUCAUAGGCACAAGCCCUGGCGCUUUGGAUCCAGGUUCAUGAACCUCAUCAAAGAGACACAGUGGGAUGGCCUGACAGGACGUAUUACCUUCAAUAAAACUGAUGGUCUACGGAAAGAUUUCAAUUUGGACAUUAUAAGUCUGAAGGAGGAAGGCCUUGAACAGCCUUCUCGUGGCACUCGUUAUCCCUACAGUAAAGUAUGGCAGAAGAUUGGAAUCUGGAAUUCAAACACAGGACUUAACAUGACCGACAGCCUGAAAGACAAGUCCACCAAUAUCACUGACUCUUUGGCUAAUCGGACUCUUUUAGUCACCACUAUUUUGGAAGAUCCUUAUGUAAUGCACAAGAAAUCUGACAAACCUCUGUACGGGAAUGACCGUUUUGAAGGUUAUUGCCUUGAUUUAUUGAAAGAAUUGUCAAACAUUCUGGGUUUCACUUAUGAAGUUAGACUCGUGGCUGAUGGAAAAUACGGGGCACAGAAUGAAAAGAGCGAAUGGAAUGGAAUGGUUGGAGAACUCAUUGACCAUAAAGCAGAUUUAGCUGUUGCCCCUCUCACUAUUACCUACGUACGGGAGAAAGUUAUUGACUUCUCAAAACCCUUCAUGACUCUGGGAAUUAGCAUCCUCUACCGGAAGCCCAAUGGCACAAACCCAGGUGUUUUCUCUUUCUUGAAUCCGUUGUCCCCAGAUAUUUGGAUGUACGUGCUGCUGGCCUGCCUUGGGGUCAGUUGUGUACUUUUUGUUAUCGCCAGGUUUACACCCUACGAAUGGUACAAUCCCCACCCUUGCAAUCCUGACUCAGAUGUGGUGGAAAACAAUUUUACUUUGCUAAAUAGUUUCUGGUUUGGAGUUGGAGCUCUCAUGCAACAAGGCUCUGAACUGAUGCCCAAAGCGCUCUCCACUAGAAUAGUGGGUGGAAUAUGGUGGUUUUUCACAUUAAUUAUAAUAUCAUCAUACACUGCCAACUUGGCUGCCUUUCUGACCGUGGAAAGAAUGGAUUCUCCCAUAGACUCAGCAGAUGACUUGGCAAAGCAAACCAAAAUAGAAUAUGGUGCUGUCAGAGAUGGAUCCACAAUGACUUUCUUUAAGAAAUCUAAGAUUUCAACCUAUGAGAAAAUGUGGGCAUUCAUGAACAGUCGGAAGCAGACAGCUUUGUUGAAGAACAAUGAAGAAGGGAUUCAACGUGUUCUCACCACUGACUAUGCUCUCCUAAUGGAGUCAACCAGUAUUGAAUAUGUUACUCAGCGAAACUGCAACCUGACCCAGAUUGGUGGCCUCAUUGACUCAAAGGGUUAUGGUGUUGGAACACCAAUAGGGUCUCCGUACAGAGAUAAGGUCACAAUAGCUAUCCUGCAGCUUCAGGAGGAAGGAAAAUUGCACAUGAUGAAAGAGAAAUGGUGGCGUGGGAAUGGCUGUCCAGAAGAGGAUAACAAAGAAGCAAGUGCCCUGGGUGUUGAAAACAUAGGAGGGAUAUUUAUCGUACUUGCUGCAGGGCUUGUUCUUUCGGUCUUUGUAGCCAUUGGUGAAUUUGUAUAUAAAUCCAGAAGAAACAACGAUGUUGAACAGUGCUUUGCAUUCAGCACAGUGAUCGAGGAGCUUCGUGUUUCACUUAGGUGUCACAAAAAAUUGAACAAAAAUUCCAGAACCAGAAGAAAAUAUGGGUUGUCAAGCAUCCUCAUGUGUCAUCAAAGGCGAAUUAUACGAAAAGAGACAAUAACAUGA